This is a messenger RNA of Meleagris gallopavo (turkey), 3890 nucleotides long. The record is from RefSeq and is a predicted model, not a curated record. Lineage: Eukaryota; Metazoa; Chordata; Aves; Galliformes; Phasianidae.
CUUUCUUAAUUUUCAAUUUUAUUUCUCAGUUUUUCUCAAGGUUGACAGAGAGGUUUGUGAAUGGGGUGGAUGUAUUAAUGGACACAUUCUGGAGAAUAUGGACUGAUUUGUUAGAUGUUCUUGGAAUUGAUGCCUCCAACUUGACUCAUUAUUUCAGCCCAGCAGCAAUUGCCAACAACCCAACCCGGGCUAUUCUGCUGAUCGGUGCCAUCUUACUCGCCUACUGGUUUUUAUCUCUCUUCCUCGGAUUCUUCUUCUAUCUCCUGCACAUGAUCUUUGGUCGUUUUUUCUGGAUUGCGAGGGUUGCUCUCUUCACCCUCUCGUGCAUUUACAUCCUGCAGAAGUACGAAGGCGACCCGGAACACGCGGUGCUGCCCCUCUGCUUCGUGGUGGCUGUCUACUUCAUGACGGGGCCGGUGGGAUUUUACUGGAGGAGAAACAGCAACAGCAGCCUGGAGGAGAAGAUGGACCACCUCGACAGUCAGAUCAGACUGCUGAACAUACGUCUCUCCAGGGUGAUUGAGAACCUGGACAGAGGCAGUGACCAAUGACCCCACCCCCAUAGACCACCGUACACCAGCUCUAGAAAGUUCCUAAGCACUGUCUCAUUUGAAGUUACAAAGCAACAAAACAUCACAUGGUAAAAAGUGUGCAGAGUUAUAACUUUUCAUCAUGUGUAAGACUAAUUGAUCUAGAUUACACUCUCAGCCAUUAUACUUGUAGGAAAAAGAAUUAAGCCGUAUAUUCAGAGUUUUAUCCAGUACUAGAAUUUUAUCAGUAGAGAAACGCUUACUUUUACAAGCAUUUAAAAACAUCUUUUGUAAAUUUUUUAUAAAAGCAAAUCAAAUAGUCUUUAAAAUACUGAAAUUCAGCUAAACAUAUGCAAAUUUGACACACAAAGUUAAAAUCUAAAGCUACUGAACACUUCUGUUGAGAAGUAACUGCUGUGGGUCCACCCUUUGCUGUUGUUGUUUGUGGAAAGUCACAAAUGUUUUUCUCUUACUGUUGGCUUAUUUCAUUGCCUUGAAGUUGUGUUUCAUAGAAUAUAAAAUAAUUUUCUGGUAUCCAGGCCAAAAAAUUCACGCCCUAGAUUUUAAUAGGAGACGGAGAAUAAGGGAGAAGGAUGAUUUCUUAAGUUUCAGGUCCUUAAAUGCCAGUCCCACGUAAGGAAUUGAGAAGUGCACGUGUAGCUUUAUUUCAUUGCUUUUCCUAUCAGGAACUUAAAUUUUGACAUGCGAAAGGAAAUCUGAUUUAAUUGAUUGACACAAGAGGAAAAGAUGUAGCGUGGCAAUCUGUAAUUCCUAUCUGACCUUCAUAGUGAAGUGUAUUUCAAGCAUCAGUGCAUAGGAUGGAAUACAGCUUUUAAUCUUGGGACCCAUUUACACAAAAGAAGUCAGCGGUUAAACCACUUGCAAAUGCAUUGUUGCUUAAAGCUUUCUCAGGACCAAUAAGUGGCAAUAAAUUACCUUCAGGAAGAUCUGGAUUUCUUUUCUAAAAUCAUAAUUGUUUUGUAGGAGCUUUUAUCCUGAAGUCUGUGUCCUCAAUAUAUUGGGCUUUGGGGAAGCGAGUCUCCUCAUGGACAGGUGUGUCAAACAAAGCAGUGUAGGAGCUUGGAGCAGCUGCAUUUUGAAGGAUUUAUGUAUUCGGUGUAUUCGUAAUCUUGUGAUUAAGUAGCUUGGUAGGUGAGCACUGGUUUUGUACAGUUUGAAAUGUACUGAAACAAAGGUGACCUCAGGGAGGGAAGUCGGUCAGUGGUUUGUAACCGAUGGCGCUUAGUGCUGAGCGCACUGACAGUGCCAGGAGAGGUAAAAAUGGGCCACAGCUGAGGAUCAACGCCUUCCCUAAUUUCUGAAUGAUAGGUUAAGAGAACCCGCAACAGGAACUGGGUCUGCAGCUGGGACUGGCCUAAAAGCAAUGGGAGCAAAUCCACGUGGCUGCUGAGCGGGGCCGGGGCUGCCUGGGCAGGGCCUCGAUGUGCUGCUUUACUGAAUGUAUUGUGGGCUGAAUUGGUUUCUUCCUUUAUGCUGAAGUUUAAUGCUCUUCUGAAAAAGCGUAUUACUUGCCUAAACUCUUUUGGUCUGUCUGUGGCAUUUAUGUGAAUGGUUCUUUUAUAAUCCAUUCUUAUGGCCUUUGUGUCAACCUGCAGUCGCUGAAAUUCAACGUGGUUGAAGUUGACUAUGCAGUUGGCACUGUUGUAAUGCAUUUUAAUUUUUUUUAUUGCAUCUGUAGUUUCCUCUGAGUCUCAUUUUUCGAGAAAUACAUGGUUAGAGUUGCAAAGAAGCUGCUUUUUUAUAACUUAAAAACUUUCCCAUAAACGGAUAAGCACUAUGGAGACAACUAAUCUGCCUUGUAAAGCUGAGCAUUGGAAUGACGGUGUAUUCAUUCGUUACAGCUCAUUUUCUGUAGUAUUGCAGAGUCUUCCCUGUAAGCUCUGGUUUUGCUGCUGUUGUGCACAGAGGACUGAGCUAAGCACCACCGUGGACAUUAGGAAUUGGUUAGCAAAGAUGGUCACGUCUCUUUGUUUUGCUAAAUCUGAGGCCUGAGGACCAAAGUCUGCAAACCUUACUCCAUUGCCUUCAGUAGAACUAUGUGCAUGAGUCAGAUUUGCAUAGAUUGUAUUUUACAUAAUCCAUAUUUAAUGUUGAAGUUAAAAAUGCAGAAUCGUUUAUAUAUUAAGAGCUGUCUAUUAUAAAGAUUUCUUUACAAAUGCUAUAUGAAACUUAAUUUGGAUUAUAGUUUCUCCCUGUGUCUCUAAUCGUUCAUUUUAGUUUUGUAGAAAUCAGCCCUCCUGUAUUAAUUCUCUUAGUUUUGAUUGCCCUGCUGCUUGGAAAAAGUAUUUUUGUAUUUACUUGCAUCCCAUGUAUAGCAAAAUGUUAUGUGAAGAGCAGUAUAUAUAAAAUUGGAUAUUUUUAAUCAGUAUUUUUCCCAGCACUCAGUUUUCACGUUAGUCAAAUUCAGAAGUAAUGAUUUUUUUUAAAGCACAAUCUAGUCUUCAAUAUAUAUACUUAAAAAAUGCUCUGUAUUUUUAAACAUGCACUGUAGUGAAAAUGCUUUUGAGAUAUGAAUGUGGUAUUUAACCUCUUUUGACUUACUUUUGUAAAUACCUUUUACAGAUACUUUCCAUUCCAAGUCAUGUAGUUGACCCACCAAGUGUUGGCUCUGAUUCGUAGACCUCGUUCAGUGACUGGUUGCACUGCUUUGCUAUCGCCAGGCGUGUGAGCAUCUCGGUUAGGCGUGCAGGUACGGGCUGUGGGCACAGCAGAGCCCUGCACACCUGCCUGUGUUGGUGGCACAAGGGCAGGAGGCCCCGGUCUCACAGCUGCCAGCCUGGCUGUAACACAGCACCCGCUGUGGGCUCCACGCCACCAAAUUCCAGGGCGGGUCUUCAGCGUUCUGAGCUCCGUGCUUCGAGACCUGAUGUUUGAGACUGCCGUUGUGUUCUCAGUGCAUUGGCAUUUUUGUUCAAAUGACACUUGUAGGGAUUUCCUUGCAGGUAGGCACCUCACCUGUAGAUAAUCGACCCGUCGUGCACAGGCUGUGACGCUUCUCCAAGUGCUGUUGGGUGUCGGAGUGCCUCGUGUAGCCUGCUGUGGCUCAGUGCUGUGUUAGUGCGUCCUCCAACUCGUGACUCGCUUUUAAGAUGUGUUGCGUAGUGAACGUGGAACAUAGACCAGUGUGUAACCUUAGCUCUUGGUGGUGUACAAGUUUUUAGGUGUGAUUUGCUCACGUACCGAUCUGUAUUUGGCAGCUAAUGACGUGAAUGACCACGAGUUCUCUUUGUCUGGGCUGGAAAACAAAAGGUUUUGUUGUAUCCGCAUGUAUUUUAAACUUUUGGAUAAUUCCACCCAACUGUGAUGACAGCACAUUAAAAAUUGAUCUUUUCUUUUUAA